UCAAAGAAAGAACACAAAAAUUUCGAAAUCGACCGAAGUUCUCGCCUGACACCGAAGUUGUACGGGCUGCCGUUUACCAUUCAGAAAGUAUGGGAGAAGUUUGCUUCAACCAAAAUCAACAUUUUGACUGUGAAUGCAGCAGACCUCUCAGUGACUUUGCAACUCUUCCCCCAAAACUCUCUUGGAAAGUAGGACCAACUCCUCCACCUCCACCUAUAUCAGAAGGGUUUAAUUUUGGAUGGUUUUUUGGAAGUAUAUUUGCGAGUGGAUGUAUAGCUCUGAUUGCUUUUAUUAUUGUGUACUAUAGGAAUAUUAUUCGGAGUUGGUUGGAGAGAACGUCCUGUGGCAAAAAUAUCUUAUGGCUUUUGGAUUCUAUCUCAAGUAGCUUGAGUUGCUGUGGAGAGAUAAUCUUAAGUUGUUUUCCAUGUAAGAUUUGUAGUAAAUAUGAGUCACCCAAUGACAACGAUAAUGAAGGCCGACAGACAGACCCCAGUAGACGGGCAAAUGAACAAGGAGAUGAAGAAGAAAAAGAAAGCAUGAUGGUUCUUGAAGAUGGCAUAAGAGAUGACAGAGGUGCUGCAGGAAAUAUGUUGGCAAAUGAAAGGGAAGUUGAAGAAGCAAAAGAAAGCAUGGUGAUCCCUUUAGAUGACUUAAAUGAUGUAGGAAAUGCUUCCGAGGCUUGACAGACAAAUUUAGGCAAGUGGAGUGUAUUAUUCCCAUCAUCCUCUGUCAGUUUAGCCUUAUGAAAGUACAUGUAUGUGUAGCAUGUACAGAAAUGGUUUAUAAGGGAAGAUGUCUCUGAAGUCAAGUUAGACUCGAUAACAGUCGAAAAGGGGUUAUAAAAAUAUAAAAGUUUAAUGUUAAUUCAUCUAUAAUGUGAUGUGUUGUUAUUGCUAUACACAUAUCAAUGUUUUGUGCAAGGUUAGGGACU
Molecule: messenger RNA, 931 nt
Organism: Lytechinus variegatus (green sea urchin)
Lineage: Eukaryota; Metazoa; Echinodermata; Echinoidea; Temnopleuroida; Toxopneustidae
Exons: 5
Coding region: 90-683 (197 amino acids)
Source: RefSeq, a predicted model, not a curated record